GCCAUUACCAACACCAAAAGAAAUCAACGUUCCAAGGACGCCCUAAAUUGAAUCUUUCACAUUUUUUGAAGCCAUAAUAACACGCAACCGAUUGCGUGGGAAUAGGGCUAGGGUUAACAUAUCGGUCCCAAACGGCCAAACAAAACCAAAAAUAUGUCGAUGCAAGGCAAAAUCAUCGCUCUUACUGGUGGCGCAAGUGGUAUCGGGUUAGCAACUGCAAAACUCAUCUCGUCACGAGGAGCAACGGUUUGCAUUGGCGACAUUGAUCCGUCUUCCCUCCAGACUGCCGAAGCGCAUUUCAGCUCACUCUCCGUACCCUUCACGGUCACCAAACUCGAUGUAACAUCACGAGAGAACGUCGAAUCAUGGAUUGCGUCCAUCAUUUCCAAGUACGGAAAGCUCGAUGGGGCUGUGAAUUCAGCAGGAAUCAUUGGGAAACGUCAUGGUCUUACUAAUCUGACCGAGUUGGAGGAUGACGAGUGGCACGAGAUUAUUGGUGUGAAUCUGACCGGGUUGAUGUAUUGUCUUCGUGCUGAGUUGCAGAACAUUUCCGAUGGGGGGUCGAUUGUGAAUUUAUCUUCAAUUCAGGGAGUGAUAGGUAUGCGUUUCUCUUUUCUUUCUUCAUUCUUUCUCUGAGUUUUCUCUAAAUGUCAAAAUAUAGGAUUCGCGGGUUCGGCGGCUUAUGGAGCUACAAAGCACGGUGUUAUAGGACUCACUCGCUCAACGGCCAAAGAGAAUGCACACCGUGAGGUGAGAGUCAACGCCAUAGCACCGGGGUCUAUUCAAACUCCGUUGUUGAAUCAAGCUCACAAGGCGAACCCGAAGGAGGGAACUGAUCUACCUUCGGCGAUCAAGAGAGUUGGGACCGCCGAGGAAAUGGCGAACAUUAUCGCUUUCCUACUGGGACCAGAGAGUUCUUAUGUUACUGGAAGUGUUUAUGGGGCGGAUGGUGGAUGGAAUUGUUGAGUAAGGGGUUGAGGUUGAGAUGAUGUGUUGGUGAUCAUGAAAGCGGUCACGAGUAAUCAAUGGAUAUAACUUUUGAUUUUGUUUCGUAAUUCAUCACGUCUUGCAAAAACUUCACGUAACAGCGG
This is a messenger RNA of Hymenoscyphus albidus, 1091 nucleotides long. NCBI's taxonomy places the organism in Eukaryota, Fungi, Ascomycota, Leotiomycetes, Helotiales, Helotiaceae. The record is from the annotation of a GenBank genome assembly.